Cyprinodon tularosa is the source of this 3987-nucleotide messenger RNA. RefSeq names its product ceramide transfer protein-like. The record is from RefSeq and is a predicted model, not a curated record. Bases 527 to 2401 code for a protein of 624 amino acids. Lineage: Eukaryota; Metazoa; Chordata; Actinopteri; Cyprinodontiformes; Cyprinodontidae. Gene Ontology annotation, biological process: ER to Golgi ceramide transport. Gene Ontology annotation, molecular function: phosphatidylinositol-4-phosphate binding. Gene Ontology annotation, cellular component: Golgi apparatus. The transcript is spliced from 18 exons.
AGUUGCAACACGCGCUCCUUAAGCCAUCAGAGGAGGAGGGGGAAGCUACGACCGUUAUGGCGCAGAUGCGUUGAGCUGUCACUGGUUUACCGAGCAAAACCAAAACAUUACCGGGGAGACUGCGAGCCUACGCGCCGUUUAAAAAACAACAACUAGUGAAGCGUAUCUCUACACAUUAUGCUGAAUUUUAUCCAUUUCUGCCACUUCUGAGAGCCGGAGUUCGCCGAAGGGGAGUGUCGGUAUAGCGGAGUUGACAGUUAACGGCUGGGGCUCAGCUGACAUUUUUUAUUAUUUCGUAUUACUGCCGUUUGAGCACCGAAUGACUGGAAACAUCUGAAGCUAGCAGAGGCAGCCCGGUGGGAGCUACGCAUCGAUCCCUCCGCUAUUUUUGGUGAACUGUCCGAGCAGACGGAGCUAUUAAUCAGUCGAUAAGAGCUCAGCAUGGAUUCAUGAACGGUAUCUGCUUCUGAAUUUCACAUGCCCCGUUGGUUUGGUUGUUUGUAGUCGGAUAUAUUCAACAAAAAUAAUGUCAGACAACCAAAGUUGGAACUCCUCCGGCUCUGAGGAGGAUUUAGAGCCCAGAGAGGAGUAUGGACACCCUGCUGGUGUUGUAGAGUUCAGUGGAGUACUCAGUAAGUGGACAAACUACAUCCAUGGCUGGCAGGAUCGUUGGGUUGUGCUGAAGAACAACACCCUGAGCUACUACAAGUCUCAGGAUGAGACAGAGUACGGCUGUAGGGGUUCCCUCUGCCUGAGCAAAGCUGUGAUUACGCCACAUGAGUUUGAUGAGUGCCGGCUGGAUAUCAGCGUAAACGACAGCGUGUGGUACCUGCGUGCCCAAGACCCAGAGCGCAGAAACAGAUGGAUCGAGUUCAUCGAGCUGCACAGGAGUAUCAGAGAAGGGAGGAGACAGAAGGGAGGAAUCCAGGGAGCAGUAAUCAUCCCUCCAUCACUGGCUGAUUCCGGAUACGGCUCAGAGUCCAGUUUGCCGAGACAUGGCUCCAUGCUUUCUCUCACUUCAGCUGCUAGUGGCUACUCUGCCACCUCCACGUCUUCCUUCAAGAAGGGUCACAGUCUACGGGAGAAGCUGGCGGAGAUGGAGACGUUCCGAGACAUCUUGUGCAGACAGGUGGACACGCUUCAGAAGUACUUUGAUAGCUGUGCUGAUGUUUCCAAGGAUGAGCUGCAGAGAGACAAAAUUGUAGAAGACGAUGAAGACGACUUUCCCAACACCCGCACAGACGGAGAGUUUCUACACAACAACAACGGAAGCAAAGAGAAAUUAUUCCAGUCCUUGAAUACAAAGGGAAUCAAUGGAAUAGACUUUAAGGGAGAGGCCAUCACAUUCAAGGCCACCACAGCUGGGAUCUUAGCCACCCUGUCCCACUGCAUCGAUCUGAUGGUGAAGAGAGAGGACAGCUGGCAGAAGAGACUGGACAAGGAAAUGGAAAAGAGACGAAGGAUAGAGGAAAGCUAUAAAUCAGCCCUCAAUGACUUGAAGAAGAAGUCUCACUUUGGGGGUCCCGAUUAUGAGGAAGGUCCAAACAGUCUGAUCAACGAGGACGAGUUCUUCGAUGCGGUGGAAGCUGCUCUGGACAGACAGGAUAAAAUUGAAGAGCAGUCUCAGGCUGAGAAGACGAGGAUAGAGCGAUCCAGCCCUCCUCCCCCCGGAGACGUCUACUCCACCUCCGGUUCCCACAGAUUCUCCGAUAAGGUGGAGGAGAUGGUGCAGAACCACAUGACGUACUCGCUGCAGGAUGUCGGUGGAGAUGCUAAUUGGCAGCUGGUGGUAGAAGAGGGAGAAAUGAAGGUUUACCGGAGAGAGGUGGAGGAAAACGGGAUCGUAUUGGAUCCAUUAAAGGCCACCCACUCAGUGAAGGGGGUCACAGGCCAUGAAGUCUGCCACUACUUUUGGGACACAACGUACCGCAACGACUGGGAAACUACUAUUGAAAACUUUAAUGUUGUGGAGAGACUUUCAGACAACGCAGCAAUCAUCUACCAAGCACACAAGCGGGUGUGGCCUGCGUCUCAGAGGGAUGUGCUCUACCUUUCUGCCAUGAGGAAGAUUUUGGCCAACAACGAGAACGAUCCCGACACCUGGCUGGUGUGUAACUUCUCUGUGGAUCACGAUGAAGCGCAGACAAGCAGCAGAUGCGUGCGCGCCAAAAUCAACAUCGCCAUGAUCUGUCAGACCCUGGUCAGUCCACCAGAGGGAGACAAAGAGAUCAGCAGGGACAACAUCCUGUGUAAAAUCACCUAUGUUGCCAACGUGAAUCCAGGGGGCUGGGCUCCUGCCUCCGUGCUCAGGGCCGUAGCUAAGAGGGAGUACCCCAAGUUCCUCAAGCGCUUCACCACCUACGUGCAAGAAAAAACUACUGGCAAGCCCAUUUUAUUCUGAGACCCACAGGGAAGACUUCUAAGGCCUGAUCUGCAUCAGAAGGUGGGAAGGACGCUCAAUCUGCAAAACAACAAUCCCUCUGAUUAAAGAUUCAAACCCCUGUUUGAGGCUAAAAUGUAGUGUGUGUUUGUGUGUGUGUGUGCAUGUAAAACCAAAUGACAAAUGGUUAGACGUUUAAAUGAGCAGUAAAUCCCCCAGAUAUGGUCAUGUAUGUUCCUCCACAUCAGGAAGCUAACUGAACCGAAGUGGAGGGGAAAUUUGGCCUCAAAAGACGAACGGCACUAAUUCCAGGGUGGAUGUUCAUAAGAAUGAUUUAAACAUAAAAUUAUAAAAAAGAAAACCAGAGAAUUUUAAGAGAUUUGAGGAUUACAUGUUAAAAAAAAUGUUUGCAGAGAAGACUCCUCCCCCAUCAGGGGGGGAAUGGUCUUCCUGCCUUUUUCUUUAGGGCAGAUAUAUUUAAAUGUAUAGAAAGUCUGUAAGAAGUUUGUAAAAAAAAAAGAAAAAUUAAAAUCUUAGCUUUUAGAUCGAAGUAACUAUUUUUGUGCGGAUAAAUUCAUAUUUUUAGGUUGCGCGCUCUAUAUGAAGAAACGAAAGGAGACGGUUUUCAUGUGGUCUCCAGAGGGCCGUCCGUUCCACACGCAGCCCUGUGGCAAAAGCUUUAGUUUCUCUGGUGAAACCACCGACACACUGGUGCUUGAAGGAGGAACGACAUAUUAGCUGGCUGCAGAAUUAGCGAGAGCGUCAUCCACCAUGCUUCUAUCUUAAAUGUCGCGUUAAUUGUAAAUAGUUUUUUCCUGAAGAUUUGAGCUGACGGUUUGCAAAGCUUUGACCUGAGCCCAGAUGCCUUAGCGUUACAGAGAAAUGUAGCUUCAGACGGGGGUAAACGUUGCUCUUAGAGAAGUGCCUCUUGGCUGCAUUCGACCCACAUUUCAUCUUUCAGUAUUUUGAAUAAACGAACCCAUUGAGGAGUGUUUUCUUUUUUCAAAGCUCUAUAAAUGAUGCGUCAGAGUCACUUUAGUUGAUCCACUGCCUGCUCCUGUUAGUAUUCCGGUUUUUUUUCACACAAAGGUCUGCACCGACAUCUGCUGGACCAAAAGUAUUUGAAUAGGUUCUUUCUAGAAGUGUUGAAGGUUGUUCUAGAGUUGGUUUUUCUUCAGUAGCAUUUUUUUCUUUGGAAGAAUGUAAAGAUAACAGAUUUCUGUUUACAUUACUGAUUUUUAACCAUCACCUUCAUGUAUUUUGUAAAGCCUCUCUUCUAUCACAUCCUCAGCUGUUCCGCUACCUUUUAAAUGUUUUUAGGGCUUCGUCGGCCGUUUAUUCUUCAGCUUUUGAGUUCAGACGUUCCUGCUGAACGAAGCGAUUGAGAAGUUCGGCCUUGCUGCUUUUAGGCUUAAGAUCUGUUUUUCUUAAAAGCAAAUCUUUUUUGCAUAAGCUAAGUUUUUUUUUGUGUUUUGUUCAAACUGAAUGUACUUGGACUUUUUGUAAAGUUGUUCAUACUAACGCUUUGAGAUCUACCUGUAAAUGUACUGUGAUGUGGCAUCUCUUCAGCCCUGUUUUGAAAGUGAAAUAAAUAAGUUUAUCCCCUA